Molecule: messenger RNA, 3695 nt
Organism: Platichthys flesus (European flounder)
Lineage: Eukaryota; Metazoa; Chordata; Actinopteri; Pleuronectiformes; Pleuronectidae
Product: vesicle-fusing ATPase
Exons: 21
Coding region: 286-2529 (747 amino acids)
Biological process (GO): intra-Golgi vesicle-mediated transport; Golgi to plasma membrane protein transport; SNARE complex disassembly
Cellular component (GO): Golgi stack
Molecular function (GO): ATP binding; ATP hydrolysis activity
Source: RefSeq, a predicted model, not a curated record
CACACACACACGCACACACACAGUCACCAGUGUGCGUGUCAGCCCCUCACGCACGCCACAUGUAUUCCCACCUCUGUACCAUCCUCCACGUGAGGAGGAGUGAUGCGACCCAUCCUCACGCACGAGCCUUCCACCGUCGGCACGCUUCCGCCUCGCUCAGCCAAUCAGAGCGAAGCGCUCUGCUGCCUAUAAAUCCCUUCUGCUGCCUGGCUCAUCAGUUCCCUGUCCCCAUCGCCCUGAGACCACCGACCCGAGCUACAGCCCUGAUUCACUACAGCCGUGAAGAUGACGACCCGGACCAUGCAAGCGGCGCGAUGCCCGACGGACGAGCUGUCGCUGACUAACUGUGCCGUGGUGAGCGAGAAGGAUCUGCAGUCGGGACAACACGUGACCGUGAAGACGACGCCCAACCACAAGUUUGCUUUUACAGUCAAGACCCAUCACACUGUGGCACCUGGAAGCAUCGCCUUCAGCCUGCCACAGAGGAAAUGGGCCGGACUCUCCAUCGGUCAGGAGGUGGAAGUUUCCAACUACAACUUCGACAAGUCGAGGCAGUGCAUCGGCUCCAUGACCAUCGAGAUCGACUUCCUGCAGAAGAAGAGCACCGACUCCUCCCCCUACGACUCCGACAAGAUGGCCGCCGAGUUCGUGCAGCAGUUCAACAACCAGGCGUUCUCCGUCACGCAGCAGCUCGUGUUCAGCUUCUGCGACAAGCUGUUCGGUUUGAUGGUGAAGGACAUCGAGGCGAUGGACGCCAGCAUCCUCAAAGGAGAGCCGGCCACUGGGAAGAAGCAGAAGAUCGACGUGGGCCUGAUGGUGGGAAACAGUCAGGUGGUGUUUGAGAAGGCCGAGAGUUCCUCCCUCACACUCGUUGGAAAGGCAAAGACCAAAGAGGCUCGACAGACGAUCAUCAACCCCGAGUGGAACUUUGAGAAGAUGGGAAUCGGAGGUCUGGACCGGGAGUUCUCCGACAUCUUCCGCAGAGCCUUCGCCUCCCGAGUCUUCCCUCCGGACAUCGUGGAGCAGAUGGGGUGUAAGCACGUGAAGGGCAUCAUGCUGUUCGGCCCUCCAGGUUGUGGUAAGACACUGAUGGCCCGGCAGAUCGGCAAAAUGCUGAACGCCCGCGAGCCGAAGGUCGUGAACGGGCCGGAGAUCCUGAACAAGUACGUGGGCGAGUCCGAGGCCAACAUCCGCAAACUGUUCGCGGAGGCAGAGGACGAGCAGAAGAGGCUGGGAGCCAACAGCGGCCUCCACAUCAUCAUCUUCGACGAGCUGGACGCCAUCUGCAAGCAGAGAGGCACGGGCGCCAGCAGCACGGGCGUGCACGACACCGUGGUCAACCAGCUGCUGUCCAAGAUCGACGGCGUGGAGCAGCUGAACAACAUCCUGGUCAUUGGUAUGACCAACAGACCCGACCUGAUCGAUGACGCUCUGAUGAGGCCCGGCAGGUUCGAGGUCAAGAUGGAAAUCAGUCUUCCCGAUGAGAAGGGCCGGGUCCAGAUCCUGACCAUUCACACCAACAAGAUGCGAGGCUUCAACCUUCUGGCCAAUGACGUGGACAUCAAGGAGCUGGCGGCCGAGACCAAGAACUACAGCGGAGCCGAGCUGGAGGGUCUGGUCAGGGCGGCUCAGUCCACGGCCAUGAACCGGCACAUCAAGGCCACAUCCACGGUGGAGGUGGACAUGGAGCGAGCGGAGAAGCUGAAGGUCACCAGAGCCGACUUCCUGGGAUCCCUCAACAACGACAUCAAACCAAUGUUCGGCACCAACACGGAGGAUUACUCCAGCUACAUCAUGAACGGGAUCAUCAAGUGGGGCGACCCGGUCUCUCACGUCCUGGGUGACGGGGAGCUGCUGGUGCAGCAGACCAAGAACAGUGACCGCACGCCACUGGUGGCUGUGUUAGUGGAGGGCCCCCCCCACAGUGGAAAGACGGCCCUGGCAGCGAAGAUCGCGGAGGACUCCCAGUUCCCCUUCAUCAAGAUGUGCUCUCCAGACAAGAUGAUUGGCCACUCGGAGAUCUCCAAGUGCCAGGCCAUCAAGAAGAUCUUUGAGGAUGCGUAUAAGUCCCAGCUCAGCUGUGUGGUGGUGGACGAUAUCGAGCGUCUUCUGGACUACGUGCCCAUCGGUCCUCGAUUCUCCAACUUGGUCCUCCAGGCUCUGCUGGUGCUGCUGAAGAAAGCUCCACCCAAGGGUCGGAAACUGCUCAUCAUCGGCACCACCAGCAGGAAGGACGUGCUGCAGGAGAUGGAGAUGCUGGACGCCUUCAGCACCACGAUCCACAUCCCGAACAUCUCCACCGGGGAGCAGCUGGUGGACGCUCUCGAGCUGCUCGGGAGCUUCUCGGAUAAAGAGCGAGCCAGCAUCGCUCAGCAGCUCAAAGGGAAGCGCGUGUGGAUCGGCAUCAAGAAGCUCCUGGUGCUCAUCGAGAUGUCACUGCAGAUGGAACCGGAUCACAGAGUGAACAAGUUCGUUACUCUGCUCCGAGACGAGGGGGCGUUGAAUGAAGGCGAUCAAAUCAGAAUUUAACGUGUCCGAUCCCCCCCCCGUGCACCGUGGACGCAGCUUCUACGAGUAGAAGAGUGAAACGAGCAUCUCUCCAUCAACAAGCCAAACCAUGGGACACAACGAGGAAGAGGAGGAGGAGAAGAAGAGAUCUUCCUACUGUCUAUCCACCCGCUGAUCCAUCUGAAUACACUCCGAGUCUAUGAGAGACAGCAGUCCUCUUUAUCUCAGCAUGUUCCCACAGCCAGACUCACCUCCUCCUCCUCCCUCCUUCCUCCUCCUCCUCAUCUUCAUCAUCCGACGCUGACAACAUACACAGCAAACCACUGGAAGUCGUAUACUGUUAUAAACCUGUCAUCUGUAAAGAAGUUGCAAUAGAUGAUUGUAAAAAGUUCUGUUUUGUGCAUCGGACAUUAAGACAAGUUGUGUGUUUAGUUGUAGUGUUUGAUGUAUUUGUUGCAUAUCUCUUGUGUAGCUGAUGUAGUUGUUGUUUCCUCACACACGAGAGCAGUAUAAACACAUCUCAAUCCUGAAGUCAACAAUGCGACUGUACCAGAGGCUUUUAGUGAAAGUGUAGUGGCUGUAAAAAGACGCCGUCCAUGUGUAAAUGUUUCCCUCUAUAAUUAUACAGUAUGUCCACGUUGUGUAAAUAGUAUAUAUAGACAAAAGGUAUAUCUUAAAAACGAUAUAAAUGACGUCUCCAGUUUAUUUGGUGCUUUAUCAGUAUAUGAUUCUUCUUCCCUGCUGCUCCACAGAUGUUCGACAGUGAUAGUGAAAGUGAUUAUUGGGUAGUGGGUCUGUCUGUGUGCGUUGUGUACAGUUCAGUCCGAGUGUAGCUGCGGAAUCAUCAGUGUUAAAAAAGACGACAAAACCAAUAAAAAAACACUUUUAACUUCCACUCAACAAAAACCUUCAGUACUUAUCUCAUCUUACCUGUGGGAGGCGGAGCUUGUGUCCACUCGUGUGCAUGUGUGAGGAACUAAAUGCUGCAUGUGUGUGUGUGUGUGUGUGUUUGUGCAUCUGAAUCCAGUUUUUUUGACGGUUGAUGGUUAAUUUGUAUUUUUUCUCACGUCACGUGUUCAGUGCUUCUCGUCCACAGUUCUUGUUUCGUUGGUGUGUGUAAAUAUGUGUCAAUAUGCAGAUGUAUUAUUGCAAUAAAAAUAACACAGAUGCACAAGAACAGGUCUCCU